Drosophila navojoa is the source of this 519-nucleotide messenger RNA. RefSeq names its product UPAR/Ly6 domain-containing protein bero. NCBI's taxonomy places the organism in Eukaryota, Metazoa, Arthropoda, Insecta, Diptera, Drosophilidae. The record is from RefSeq and is a predicted model, not a curated record. Gene Ontology annotation, biological process: sleep; positive regulation of voltage-gated potassium channel activity; regulation of synaptic transmission, cholinergic.
CACUCCCGUGCCCCCGCAAAAACAUACAAGCCGUUGGUUAUGUUGGGGCAUUGGGCGUUGACGCUGGGGCUGCUGCUCGCAACGCUAUCGGCCACAGCUCUGGCCGUUAGCUGCUAUGAAUGCGAUUCCGUCAACGACUCGAAUUGUGGCGAUAAUUUCCAGCCAGAUGACAUUGCCAAAACAGACUGCGAUUCCAUGGAGCUGCCGGAACAUUUGCGUGCUUUCUAUUUACAAAGGCCCGAAACGGCGUGCCUAACCAAAUACUAUAGCGACGCACCUGGUGAAACGCUGUUUGUCCGUCGUUCCUGCAUAUUUGGUGAUUUAUCUGUAUGUGACGAGAACCCGGAUCCGGUGAUGCCGCAGCUCAGCUUCCUGGGCUGUGUGUUCUGCCAUAAGGAUUUUUGUAAUCUGAGCUGGCGUUGCGUACACGCCCACAAUUUAGUGAUGGCCGCCAUGCUGGGACUAAUAUACCUACUUAACCUAUAAUUGUGAAUCUCAAAACAAUUUCUGGAAAUUAUA